Molecule: messenger RNA, 697 nt
Organism: Chenopodium quinoa (quinoa)
Lineage: Eukaryota; Viridiplantae; Streptophyta; Magnoliopsida; Caryophyllales; Amaranthaceae
Exons: 2
Coding region: 33-500 (155 amino acids)
Source: RefSeq, a predicted model, not a curated record
UAGCAAUAAUCUAUUUGUCCAACAUAGUAAAAAUGGCGCGGUUUACCAUCAACUUCGUUGUCAUGGCCGCUGUUUUCUUGGCAGCAGUUUUGGUGCUUACAAGAUCAGUUGAUGGUUCAUAUGAUGAGCAACAAUCAAUGUAUGCCCCGUCGAAUGAGCCACCACCGCCACCACCAAUGAACCCUACUUGUAGGAAGUCACUUGAACUUUGUAACAAUUACGGUGCCUACAGUUGUUGCAAAGGAUUUGCUUGCACAGGCAGGUUCGAUAACCUUCUUGUAGGAGUUGGACUGUGCACGCCUUCGAAUCAACCACCACCGGCGCAACCACCACAAGAGUGUCAAAUUGCGCAACAACUUUGUCAGCCUUAUGGUGAUUAUGACUGCUGUGAGGGGUUAACCUGUGUUCAUCCCCGAACACUGCCUUCGGCCGCAGGCAUUAAACCUGAAAAACUUAAGCUUCCUCCUGGUGUUGGGAUAUGCGAGCAGCUAGCCAAUUAAAUUUUAAUCUAAGAUCACUGCCAUUUGUAUGUACAAUGUGAUUCACUCUCUACUACUUAAGCUUCCUCCUGGUGUAAUGGUGUUGGGGUCUGGAGCAGCGAGCCAUUACUAGUAUUUAUUUUAUUUUAUUUUAUUUGGACGCACACUCUCUUGUAUGUUGCUUUUGCAUUGAUAUAUGCCUAUAUCAAAAUGUUGUA